Molecule: messenger RNA, 1734 nt
Organism: Pyrenophora tritici-repentis Pt-1C-BFP
Lineage: Eukaryota; Fungi; Ascomycota; Dothideomycetes; Pleosporales; Pleosporaceae
Product: ProP, Permease major facilitator superfamily
Biological process (GO): transmembrane transport
Cellular component (GO): plasma membrane
Molecular function (GO): transmembrane transporter activity
Source: RefSeq, a predicted model, not a curated record
AUGACCGACAGUUCGGAUUUCGAGAGCAACAACAAAGCCGACAUGGACACGCCAAGGCCAGCUGCGUCUAGCCAUGACGAGCACGAUUCAGCUGAGAGCGUCUCCGAAAAUCCAGAUAGCGCUACAGCCUCACCUACGGACAAAGUGGAGCCCGAGUAUCUGACUGGCCUCCGACUGGGCCUUGUCAUGUUCACAAUCUUCGUGAGCACCAUUCUUGUUUCUCUAGAGAUUGGCAUCAUCGCAACCGCAAUCCCCGGUAUCACCAACGACUUUCGCAAACUCGACGAUGUGGGCUGGUAUGGCAGCGCAACAUUUAUUCUCGCCGCCGCUGCCUCGCCAUUGUGGGGCAAGCUGUACAAGUACCUCAACGUCAAAUGGGUCUAUCUCAGCGCAGUCGGCAUCUUUUUGGUAGGCAGUAUCGUAGCUGCUGCCGCACCGAAUAGCAUUGCCGUCAUUUUUGGCCGCGCCCUUCAAGGUUGGGGAGCUUCUGGUGUUCUUGGUGGCACUCUCAUCGUCAUCAACUAUGUGGCUCCGCCUAGAAACCAUCCUCUUCUAAUCGGCCUUUGGAUGGCCGUCUUCAUGGUGUCCACUAUCCUUGGGCCAGUCAUCGGCGGUGCAUUCACAAGUGGCGUUUCGUGGAGAUGGUGUUUCUGGAUCAACUUGCCCGUUGGUGGUCCCAUCGUCGUCCUGCUAUUGCUGUUCCUUCGCAUACCGGAUCACAUCAAGCCCGUUCCUGCUACAUGGAAAGAGAUUAUCCUCAACCUCGAUAUCCCGGGCUUCUGCCUGCUACUCGUAUCUCUCGUCUGUUUGACUCUCGCGCUUCAAUGGGGUGGUCAGACCAAAACCUGGAACGACGGCUCUGUAAUUGCCACUCUUGUUCUCUGGAUCCUGCUCACAAUUGGGUUCUUCGUUGUCCAAUGGCUGCAAGGAGCACGCGCCAUGGCUCCUUUGAGCAUCCUGAAACAGCGUACGACAUGGAGUAAUAUCGUUUUCUGCCUCGUGUCCUACGCUGCGCUCUACCAAGUCAUGUUCUACCUCCCCAUCUACUUCCAAUCUGUCCAUGGUCAAUCCGCAGUCACAAGUGGUGUCAAUACACUCCCAUUCCUCGCCUUUUUCGCUCUGGGAGCCAUGGUCAGCGGUGGCGCUAUCGGAAAGACGCGCUACACACAACCCUUCGAGCUUGCCGGUGCCUUGAUCAUGACUGCCGGUAUGGCCCUCAUCUAUAUCCUCGAUGUCGACUCUCCCAAAGCCAAGUACAUUGGCGCCGAGGUACUCUUUGGUUUUGGAAUCGGGUUGUGUAACCAGGUCCCCAUGACGGCUGUUCAGGGCUUCUCAAAACCCGACGAAGUCGCCAGCGCUACGGGAAUCAUGGUCAUGUGCCAAACCCUCAGCGGUGCCUACUUUGUUGCCAUCGCGCAGUCCCUUUUCGCUAAUCGCAUGCUGCAUACCCUCACCUCGGGCUCAAACCACCUUGAUGUUGCCCUUGUUCUGGGAACCGGAGCUUCCGAACUGCAGGAUGUAUUCAGUGGCGACGAUUUAACUGCAGUAAUUGCCGCCUACAUGGUGGGUAUCAAAGAUGUAUUCACCUUCUCAUUAGCAGCUGCCGCCUUCUCAGUUAUAUUGACCGCCCUUAUCCCUUUCAAGAGGCUGCCUGAUCACGGUAAGAAGCCAACCAAAGAGGCGGAGGCGAAGGCUUUAGAGAAGGAUCAACAAGAGAAGGAAGUUGUUGUCUAG